Messenger RNA from Vitrella brassicaformis, 1655 nucleotides. NCBI's taxonomy places the organism in Eukaryota, Vitrellaceae. The record is from the annotation of a GenBank genome assembly.
GGGGAAGGGAAAGAUGGACCCCAUCGAGGACAAGAGCAUCAUUUGGCCGCAGCCGUACAAACCCGCUCUGCGAGGUGGGUAUCAGUCACUCAUUUGUCUGUGUGGAUUCACGUCUGUCUGUGUGCUGCAGGGCUCCCUGCUGCGGCAGCUCCCCACCCUGAGGCUGCCCCUCACCCUGGUCAUCAGCCGAACGUAGAGGACCAGUUCAUCAUCGAGAUAGAAGACGAUGACGUGGGAGAGCAGCAGCAGCAUCACGACGACGCCCAUGCGGCCAAUGCCGCCGCUGGGGCUGCUGCUCAACGUGAAGAAGACCAAGGCCAACGCGAGCAGCAGGACUAUCAGCGGGCGGGUGCAGCCGGGGAAUUUGAGGACUCUGAGAAGACCGAGUCUCAGAGUCAGGGGAGCGGCGAGAUGGAGCGGAUUGGCAGGGGCAAGGGCGAGGACAAGGGAGCGGUUUCCAUGAGUGAGAGUGAAGGUCAGGAAGAGGAUUCUGAAUCGGACGGUGACGAUGGCGCUGAUGAGUACAUCGACGAACAGAAUUUUGACGAGGGUGAGAUGCGGCAUGCACGAUGGCGGUCGCUGGAUGUUUCCAUUGCAGUAGUGUUUCUGUGUUUCUGUGUGUCUGUGUGUGUGCCAGAGGAUGUUCCGAGGCCAGAUGACACGCCAAAGAGGCGUCUAUUCGUUCCCGAGAUGAAGGACGUCCCCCCUCUCACUGACGAGGCCUACGGGGCCCUCCCUCAACGUAUGCAACGACUAACAAAAGACAGACACCACACCAAAUCACGGCUGACACUGAUGUUGCUGCCCUCGGUCAGUGCUCGACCGCCUCAACGAGAGCCUCGUCGCCGAGUACCUCAUGGGCAAGGACACCCUGGCCCCGCCGCUGCCCACACGGCAACACACCACCGGCAUCAAAUGGAAGCCGCGGCAAACCGCGUUCGGCAAGCCCAGAAACCCUGGGAGCUGGGCGUGGUCGCUGCCCAAGUCGCUGCGGGCCGAGCGCGAGCCGACCAACACGCUCAAGGAGAGAGGGACCGUGAAGGUCAAGUGCCGCACCGCCGAGGCCAUCAGGGAGGGAUUGCGGCUGGCGGUGAAGAGAAGGGACGAGAUGCUCGAGAGACACAAGCAGCGGAAGCAGCAGCAGCAGCAGCAGAUGAAGGAGGAAGUGAAGCAGGAAAUCAAGAGGGAGAGGGAGAGAGAGGAGGGCAGCAGCAGAGACAGUGCCCCUGCUGCUGCCGCCGCCGCCGGUGAUGGUGGACGUGCGAAUAAGCGGCGCAGACAGGAUGAGGAUGAGGUCGGAGAGACGGGGAUGGAGAGUGACUAACUGAUCUCUGCCGCGGGCUGCCCUCAUUUUUCGUGGCAUAUGAGCUCGUAUGUCUGUCUCGCUUUGAGGAAUGGACGGACGGCUUGGGACGGUAUGUGGUGUGUGGGGUGAUGGCUGUAUGGAUGGAUGUGCCGCAGUGUCUGUCGUAUUGCGGCGAAUGAGCCGCAUGUAAUGUAUAGUAUAGAUAGGUGGGAUAGUAUAGAGAUAGGUGGGAUCGGCUGUCGUGCGUGUGUGUGUGGUGCCUCACGUUCGGGUGAGACUGAGGUAGUGCUGAAAAACUUUUGAGGUAACGGCCCGGUACGUACGAGGGAAUGAGUGGUCUGGACGAACG